This is a messenger RNA of Styela clava, 2840 nucleotides long. RefSeq lists its product as uncharacterized. Gene Ontology annotation, biological process: carbohydrate metabolic process. Lineage: Eukaryota; Metazoa; Chordata; Ascidiacea; Stolidobranchia; Styelidae. Gene Ontology annotation, molecular function: hydrolase activity, hydrolyzing O-glycosyl compounds; polysaccharide binding. The record is from RefSeq and is a predicted model, not a curated record.
AUAUAUAUAUCUAUAAUAAUUUUAUUUACGACUAUAAUCCGAUAUGACAGUCACACCACGAAACAAAGGAAGCAAACUUGUAUUUAUUCUAGUUUGGAUUGGGUGCGUAACUUGUAAAUUAUAUGAAGUACAGAAUUCGUGGGACACCGGUUUUCAAGGAGAAAUCAAUAUACCUAUUAAAAAAGAUACAGAAUUUGGCUGGAAGCUUGAAAUUAAAUUUCAUAAGCCAAUAGAAUCGUUUGAGUGUUGGGUUGGGAAACUAAAAUCUUCAGAGCAAGGAGAAUUCGGGAGCAAAUACGUCUACACCAAUUUCAAUUACAACAAAAUUUUGGAGUCCGGGGCGGAAUUGAAAGUAGAGUUCAAUGGAAGGUUCAUUGGAAAAUCGGGACCAAAAGUUCCUCCCGUAACUAUUAAGUUCCAGAACAAAGUUAUCUAUUCAGAUUAUUAUGAUAUGGCUAAUGAUCCAGUAACUGUUUCUACUACCGAUAUUGUGUUUGUGCUAAACAGUUUAACUAAGGCAACCGCAUCAACUGUACCUCAGAACAACAAUCGACAAACUAAUAAUGAACAGUCACCACCUAUUAUAAAUGAGGUUGAUGUGGAAGAUUCAAGAAACCCGAAUAUUAACGAAAUUAAUAACCGAAAUAAUCAGCGUGUACAAAAUAUGAACAACGACGCGAACGAACAAACAAGAGACAAAACAAAUGAGGGCGAAUCGAAUACGUCAAGCGAAAACACAAAUUUUGAAGAUUACGACGACGAUAUGGGCAGUGGGGAAGAAUUUUUAGGCGCUACUAUUCCCCCAGGCCGUCGACCUGCUCGGCGCACCAAGUACCCAUAUAUUAGAGCAAUUCAAAAAUCGUUGCUCUUUUACGAAGCGCAAAGAUCAGGCCCCUUACCGGAAGAUAACAGGAUAGAAUGGAGAGGAGAUUCUGCUCUGAGAGAUAGAGGACAAGAUGGCGAGGAUUUGACAGGAGGAUAUUAUGAUGCUGGAGAUCAUGUGAAGUUUGGAUACCCAAUGGCGUUCUCGAUCACAACAUUAGCCUGGGGAGUUAUAGAAUAUUGGGAAGCAUAUCAGCAAGCAGGAGAACUUGAAAAUGCAUUGAAAGCAUUAAAGUGGGGAACUGAUUACAUUUUGAAGGCAUAUGUGGGACGCUACGAAUUUUAUGGGCAGGUAGGACAUGGUGAAAAAGAUCAUAAAUAUUGGGGAAGGCCAGAAGAUAUGCAUAUGGAACGACCAGCUUUUAAAAUCACAGCAGCAAAACCAGGAUCUGAUUUAGCUGCCGAAUCAAGCGCUGCUUUGUCAUCUUCGUCCAUUGCAUUUCAACGAUACGCUAAUCGACCAUUCGCACUUCCUGGAUAUCUUAAGAAGUUGCGGAAUUCGGCAGAAGGACUUUACCUGUUUGCGACUAAAUUUCAAGGCAAAUAUCAAAAAUCUAUCAAAGAUGCCGAGACAUAUUAUCCUUCUACAAAUUAUCUUGACGAGAUAGUUUGGUCUGCAGCAUGGUUGUAUCGUGCGACUGGAAAAACCAAGUAUCUACUGGAGGCUGAAGGAAAAUAUCAAAACUGGGGAAUGUUCAAACUUCCAGAGCAAUUUAUAUUUUCGUGGGAUGAUAAAACAGUGGGAGCACAACUCCUUCUAUCGCAGAUUACGAAUGAAAUGAAAAGCGCGAACUAUUUAGCACGAGCUACAUCUUAUUGCAAAGAAAUUCGUGAUAACAGAAAGCGAUAUACGCGGAAAGGAUUAUUAUUUAUGGAUGAAUGGAGUCCUUUGCGAUAUGCGGCAAACAUAGCAUUCAUAUGCCUUAUGACAGCUGAUCAAGGUGGGGAUUCGACGUUGAAUUUUGGUUUUGCUCAGAAACAAAUCCACUAUAUGCUUGGGGACACUGGACGAAGUUAUGUCGUGGGCUUCGGGAGAAAAUAUCCUAAAUUUCCACAUCAUCGUGGGAGUUCGUGUAAACUCAAUGAUCGAUCGUGUAACUGGGGUGAUUUUAAUUCAAUGUCUCCAAAUCCGAUGAUUUUACAUGGGGCUUUGGUAGGUGGACCAAACCGAAAGGAUGUUUUUGUUGAUGAAAGAAAAAAUUUUAAAAGCACAGAAGUGACACUGGACCAUAAUUCUUGUUUCCAAGGAGCAUUGGCUGGCCUACUUCAUCGUUCUAUUAUCGGAAUCGAACGCCCGAACAACAGGUCUCAUGAACCAUGGUACUACAAUAUGCAGACGACAACUACAACCAUCCGAACGUCAACAACAACGCUUGGCUCAAGCCCCAUGGUUAUGCGACCAUGCUUCUAUUUUUUGACUUUCUUGUGUAUGCUAGUGAAUUUGGGACUUCGAUAAAAAGGACAUUACCACGACGAACUCGACGUCAUACUACAAAAAAGAGACGUAAUACCCUAACAACGAACGAGGGAACUUUCUCGAAAUGACCAACCCAUAGUCCACAAAACAGACCAAUAUUCUAUGAUACUGAUAUGAGAAACUCUAUUGGGUUUAACAAUGGUAUAGCCUACAUGGUUACUGCUGAAAAACGCACGAGAAUUUAGUUGCAAAUAUACUUAUUGAAAGUCGAACCGCAGUGUAUACCAAUCACCAUUCCUUAUGUACAUAGCUUCUGAUUCGCGUGUUGUUUCCGUGCGUUUAUAUAAUUAUCUUAUCGUUACAUUUUUAAGUUUUGAUAAAUUAUGAAUACAUAGUUUCUAGUUCUAUUUGUUUAAUUCAUUCAUAUAUAUGUCAGCCACAUUAUUGCUUUUAUGUUUCUAUAGAUGCUAAAUAUAUAUUUCUGCUCUAUGUAUGGUACAAGAGAGCGAUGCUCAAAUAUACGAAUACCAAAACCAGGCAA